Spirometra erinaceieuropaei is the source of this 617-nucleotide messenger RNA. The record is from the annotation of a GenBank genome assembly. NCBI's taxonomy places the organism in Eukaryota, Metazoa, Platyhelminthes, Cestoda, Diphyllobothriidea, Diphyllobothriidae.
AUGGCCACCCUUCAGGAACUGGAUGUGUUCACCUGCGCUUUGUCAGACUCCGCCUUCCGCCAGCAGUUGGCAAGUUUCUCCUCACAUAACUAAUCAGUCGUUAGAUUUCAUACCUGGCAUCCUUCGGCGGGGAGACAGUUAGUGUCUUCGCUGACCGAAUCUUCAGCGCACUGUUUGCCGAUGCGAUUACAAAUCAGUUAACCUUUUACGGCCGGCCUCAGGGGAAACGCGCCUUCUUUGGCUCGACGGCCUACGCCUUAGUUAUCGGUAUGACAUGCAUCAUUUUGUUCAUAUGUUCUAUGACAACACAGACGUCUUCACGAUGUGGAAUGUCGAUCGGGGGUCUGAUCGGCAACAACUGGAGAAGGCCUUUCGCAUUGCAUUUAGGAAGGCGUACGACAGAUUACAGAAACGUGGCCACAAGGCCUCCACAUCACGCCAUGUGGACGGUUAGUGAUCUCUUCGUAACGUGAACUAGGGCAAUUUGUACUUCUGCAGCACACGUUAGCUGGUAUAAACCCCUUAGCUUACCACAACAAUGAUUAUCAUUUUAUCUCAUUUUAGACGAUACGGACGGGCCUAUGAACUGUCCACCACCAUCGUCAUCCCAGCCGUAA